Messenger RNA from Drosophila innubila, 1510 nucleotides. RefSeq names its product L-dopachrome tautomerase yellow-f2-like. Gene Ontology annotation, cellular component: extracellular region. The transcript has 4 exons. NCBI's taxonomy places the organism in Eukaryota, Metazoa, Arthropoda, Insecta, Diptera, Drosophilidae. Bases 58 to 1398 code for a protein of 446 amino acids. The record is from RefSeq and is a predicted model, not a curated record.
CGUUUAGUCGUGGAAACGGAAAGCUCGUAUUUCGGAUUAUAUUACAAAUACGAAAAUAUGAUAUUAAAAUCGUUUAUACUGCUCUCCCUGAAAUUAUUGUUGUUGACAACCUUUGCGCUUGGCGAUGGAAUGAUUGAGGUUUUUAAAUGGAAACAAAUGGAUUAUUACAAUCGCGGAGAUGGUCAAUCUUCAAGGCGACCAAAUCCAUCAGCUCCAGUCGUGUUCCCAGGUCAAUAUCGUGGAAAACGUGACGUGCUCACCUCACGGGACACUCCCAUGGGGUUUAUGCCGCGAAAUGACUUCGCUGACAAUUCCGGUUCAUAUAUAGCCUACAAUAAUGUUCCUAUGGGCGCUACACAUUUUCGAGGACGGCUGUUUGUCACCAUGCCUAGAAGACGUGUCGGAAUACCGUCGACCUUGAAUUAUAUAGAUAUGCAGCGCGAUGGCAAACAGAGUAGCCCGAAGCUAUACGCCUAUCCCAAUUUCGAGUUGAACCAGUUUAAUACCAGCGAGCAGAAUCUGGUCUCCGUCUACCGGACAACUGUGGAUGCGUGCCAAAGAUUAUGGUUCAUUGACACCGGCAUGCUGGAGUAUCCAAACAAUCGUCAGCAAAUCAGGCGACCAAGCAUCUGGAUUGUCGACCUCAAGACGGAUCGUGUCAUCAAACGCUAUGAUAUACCCGAGAGUAUUGUGGAUACUGGCCGUGGUCUGGCCAGCCUGACCAUUGAUGUGGCAUCCGAGAAUCAGUGUAGUAAUGCUUAUGCCUACAUUCCUGAUCUGGUCAAUAGCCGCCUAUACGUGUACAGCUUAGCGGAUGAUCGUAUGUGGGUCUUUUCGCAUAAUUACUUUAACUUCGAUCCAUUAGCUGGAGAUCUGCAUAUUGGUGGGCAGACAUUCCGCUGGGAUGAUGGCAUCUUUUCCACUACACUUGGAGCUCAGAAGAGCGAUGGAAGUCGCGAUGUCUAUUUCCAUGCGAUGGCCAGCAACAAUGAGUUCGUUGUAUCCAAUAAGGUUUUGCAAGUGGAGUCGAAUGCGGCGCGUUCCGAUCAUGGCAAUGAUUUUCGAGUCCUGGGCAGCCGUGGCCAGAAUAAACAGUCCACAAUGCAUGAUUACGACCCGAAGACUGGCGUCAUCUUCUAUGCUGAAAUUCAAACAAAUGGUGUUGGAUGCUGGAAGUCGAGUAAUCCUUUUACAGCCGAAAACCACGGCACCGUUGCCUCAAAUGCACAAAGCAUGAUCUAUCCAAGUGAUUUGACGAUCGACGAGGAUGGCAACAUUUGGGUAAUGUCUAAUUCGAUGCCAAUCUUUAUUUACUCCCAGUUGGAUCCGAACAUUUAUAAUUUUCGCAUCUGGAAGCAGAAUGUCAAGGAGGCCAAACGCAACACAGUGUGCGAGUGACUUAUGUGCAUAUAUGAAACUCUUUUAAUGACAUUUUCUUAAUGAAGUUACAUAAUGACGUUAUAAUUGUGUGUGUUUAAUAAUGUAAUAUAUUGAAAAUAUUAACAUAAAA